This is a messenger RNA of Microdochium trichocladiopsis, 1010 nucleotides long. RefSeq lists its product as uncharacterized. The transcript has a single exon. Lineage: Eukaryota; Fungi; Ascomycota; Sordariomycetes; Xylariales; Microdochiaceae. Bases 121 to 774 code for a protein of 217 amino acids. The record is from RefSeq and is a predicted model, not a curated record.
UCAUGUAAGUGGCAGUAAAGACGACAGAUCCCUGCCUGGUCAAGGGGCGCGGUGCACCACCGAACCCCUGCGGCUCAAGUGUUUCCUGACUGCUCCAGGUGCAACAAGAGCCGUGUGGGCAUGCCAUGGGUUUUGGCCUUCCCUUCCCCCAUGCGUUCGUCCUACCUGACAGACGGCCAACAAAUGCGUUGCGGCAUACCACUCUCCGGCGAGAACCACUGUCAACAGGACGGCCAUCAUGCCCAUUAUCGGGCGAUGCUUCACAGGCAGAUCUGUUCCAGGGAUGCAGGAGAGCGUCCGUGCCCGCCGUCACCGGGCCUUGCCCCUGACAGUGGCUUGGCCCUCUCUCCCUCUCUCUGCACACUAGGCUGGUCCACACUACACAGAGGCUCGGCAGGCCGCACCAGACUACCAGCUAUGCCUGGACUGACGUGCAUGUUCCAUGUCUGGGCUCCCGUGUCAGUGGUCUCACCUCAAUGCGAGGCCCGCAAGGGUAUCACCCGCCUCAGACACUCCGUCCAAACAACUGGGGGGGGGGUCCUUUCAUACGGACGGCCUCAGAUGCCUGGCCGCCCGUCCGUGCAACAGAGCCAGGCCAAUAUAUGUCUCCGGGCCCCGGGCUUACAAGUCGUGAUUGCUACGAUCCUUCUUCUCUCCCAUCCAGCCAGCAAGUUUCCACACAGUCACUCGAUUAGGUCUUCCUACAUCUCACUUUCCAACCCGGAACCAACCAUCACUCCUACCAGUGUCACUCACUUACACAACACAACUUGACUGCACCGCAGAGCACAGGCUGAGCCGUCUCUCGCACCAACAACAACAAACCAACUACGCAAAUCUUAUUUUUAAUAAUCAUCAUCCUGCCCUUCUCCUCCUACUCCCAGUCUCCAAACCGCAAACAUGCAGACCUCGCGCUUCCAGACCAUCCGCGCCCACUUCUCCACGGCCGGAGUCCGCUCCUCGUUCCGCCGCCACUCUUCGUCGUCCUCGCGCAGCUCCAGAACCUCGUU